This is a messenger RNA of Oryzias melastigma (Indian medaka), 1001 nucleotides long. RefSeq names its product FA core complex associated protein 24 (gene faap24). Gene Ontology annotation, biological process: interstrand cross-link repair. The record is from RefSeq and is a predicted model, not a curated record. Gene Ontology annotation, cellular component: Fanconi anaemia nuclear complex. Gene Ontology annotation, molecular function: chromatin binding. The transcript is spliced from 4 exons. Bases 161 to 790 code for a protein of 209 amino acids. NCBI's taxonomy places the organism in Eukaryota, Metazoa, Chordata, Actinopteri, Beloniformes, Adrianichthyidae.
UCCUGCAGAGGGCGACGUGGAGCUACACAGAGAGGUCCGCGAUCAGACUUAAACCAACGAAGAGACUUCAAUGUUGUGGAGGGAAAAGUACCGGUAGCUCUAAAAUAAACAGUCGCUGUAGGAAGCAGGUCUCUGACGGUCAGCUUCGGCUGUUACCGAGAUGGAGGCCAAGCCGUCCGACCUCCUGACCGCCGCUCCUCCGUACGGACACGUCCUUUGCAGCGAAAAAUGGACGGACUCCGCUCUGGUCCGAGCACUGAGAGGUGGAGGUCUUAAAGUUAUCUUUGAAAAUGAGCUCCAUGUGGCAGACUUCCUCCUUCCCAACAAGAGCAGCAUCCUCUAUAUUUCUGAGUGCGACAUCAUAGCAGGAAGCAGCUACAGGAGGAAGCUGGUUCGCUAUCGCAAUGCCAGUAACAGUUUCCAGGAGCUGGUUCUGGUGGAGAGAACCGGGCUCAGUGAGCAGUACUUCAGUGCGCUGCAGAGGUUUGUGGUGCUUGAAUUGGGUCUGCCUCUGCUGCCGGUGGGUGGACAAGCUGAGGCCUCGCAGCUCAUCGCUCAGAUGGUUCAGGCUGAUGGCCGGGAGAACAUUUUCAGGAGAAGUUCUUGUCGGCUGCUGGACCCCCUGGUUCUGACUCUAGUUCAGCAGAUCCCCGGUGUGGGCCGGGUCAAAGCUCUGACCCUGCUGCAGAACUUCUCCAGCAUCCAGCAGCUCUGCAAUGCAGCACCUGAAGAGCUGGAGCCCAUGGUGGGCCAGGCACUUGCUCUGCAGAUCCACAGCUUUUUCCACUGACAGGCUACUGUUGGACCUGAACGCCUCAUGAGGACGCUUGCCGUCAUGAUUCAGUGGUAGAAAUCCCAUUUUCCAUUCAUAUUUUAUUUAUUAAAUAAUUGUUUGUGUUACUGUUACAGUAGUAUAAAGGGGAUUUUUCUUCUGAAACUUGUUAAAAAAAAUGUAUUUACCACCCAAUGAGAAAAAUAAAAGCAGAAUAUUUUAGUUGAAA